AUGACAUACAACCCUUACAGGCAACCUCCCCACGACGCCCUCUACGGUAGCCAGUAUAGGAGCUGGAGUCGAGACCGUGGUCGGGACCACUAUAGGCCUCGUGAGGCGGACCCUAGGGUCGGUACACCUCGCGCUAGUCGAAACACGCGCCGUGGUAGUCCUCCAAGGGGCGCUGACUAUCCCGGGGCGAGUCGUAUUGACGACGACGACGGGUACUACGAACGGCUGGGCCGUCGCCUGGGCAGGGAUAGGUAUGCCGGUGUGGGUGGCCCAACUUAUGGCGAAUUCGACGAUAGGUUCAGGCAAGCUGGGGCUGAGCUAAAUCGCGAGAGGAGAGAAGCGGCCGUUAACUAUCACUACGAUCUGCCCCGAGCCAUGCCACCUCCACGUGGAGGAGGAGGGUUUGAUGGUUACGUGCCAGGCUACGACUAUCCGCCAGACCCUCAGACAAUGCCACGCGCGGGUAAUCCGCCACCGACCCAACCGUAUCAUCCACAUCCUCCGCGGGAUCGGUCCCGCUCGGUUCCUCGGCGUGGCGGUGAGCGGCUGCGGAAAACUAGAUCGAAGCCCAAGUUGUCUUUCUGGUACGUGUAUGUGGGCACGACGGACCCGGACGGCAAGGUCAUUGACGGCUACGAGGGUUAUGAGAGUGAACCGUGA
This is a messenger RNA of Chaetomium globosum CBS 148.51, 660 nucleotides long. RefSeq lists its product as uncharacterized. Bases 1 to 660 code for a protein of 219 amino acids. The transcript has a single exon. The record is from RefSeq and is a predicted model, not a curated record. Lineage: Eukaryota; Fungi; Ascomycota; Sordariomycetes; Sordariales; Chaetomiaceae.